Messenger RNA from Anopheles stephensi (Asian malaria mosquito), 7000 nucleotides. RefSeq names its product beta-1,4-glucuronyltransferase 1. The transcript has 11 exons. Lineage: Eukaryota; Metazoa; Arthropoda; Insecta; Diptera; Culicidae. Bases 1351 to 3105 code for a protein of 584 amino acids. The record is from RefSeq and is a predicted model, not a curated record.
GGUGCAAAUCAAAACAAAACAAACAACCAACGAGAGUGGACGUGCGUGUGUCGCGCUCGCGCUAUUUUCAACAUUUUUCCGUAAUUUUCCUACACCUUCUACGGCAGGAAAACUAAGGUUUCGCUCGGUGCGUCGAAAGUGCGUGGCAUUCGAACAAAUAUUUCCGGCAUCGCUGUGCUGUGCGUGUGUGUUUCUAUCUCUCUCACUCCCUCUCUGGGUGUAAGUGUUUGUGUUUGUGUGUGCGUGUUUGUUUGUAUCGUGUAGUACGCGCGUGUGGAAAAGCAAGUGAAAGUUGGCGCGCCACUCCUGCCCAGCAAGGUGCCCCAGAAGGGAACGGGGAGGCAACGAAGCGCAAGGUGUGCAGAAGGUUGUGAAAAGCUUUCUGGGGAGUUGUGGAAAAGUGGUAAUUUUCGGGGAAAAAGGCAAAAUUUCGACCGGUUUUGUCUGCGAGUGAAGUGAAAUUGUGGAUAGGAAGUAAUAGGCAAGAAGGGAGGAUUUGCCUCGCGACCGACCGGACCUGGUCUGGUUUGUUUGAUCGGAUUGUCGUGGUGCAUAGAAUCGCCACGGCGAGGAUUGGAUGCUGAAGGAUAUUAUGGCAGCAGAGAACUGAUCGAAGGACGGGUAUAGUUUUCCGGCCCGGAAGGCGUAUUCGAUUGCGAUAUAUCGGAUCGGAAACCAGACGAGUCAGCUGCAGACGACAAAUGGAUUGUAAUUGCUGUCAGCGCCAUCAUUGCCUGCAUCAUCGUGGACGACGAGCUUAUCAGCAACAGCACCAGCAGCAGUUGCCGCAUCGAGCGUAAGCUGUUCACGGCGCCUUAAAACCCGUCGAUCGCGCCACCCGCCUUGUACCGUAACUGAUGCGCCCGCGUGGGGCCCCGGGUGGUACCGAAUGCAUCAUCAACAGCGGAUGCAUUAGCGCGAGAGAAGAAAAAAGCGAUUCAUCGGUGGAAAUUGGAAUUCCUCGACGCGUACCGCAACAGCAGAAAUCGGCACGGGAUAUUAAAAACGAUGACACAGUUUUGCCCUACCACGGUGCGGAGUGUUUGAGAGAUCACAGCCACCAGCUCGGACGCUGGUGUUCGGAAUCUGGCCCAUCAUAUAGCUCACCCACAUAUAGCACAUAGCCGGGACACCGCACCACAACUGCUGGCUCACCAAUCAACGAACGUACGAACUCUACAAAACCCUGCCAAAUCUUUUGGACCAAACAAAAACAAAAAAGAGAGAGGAGCGUAGCGCACCUGACCAACCUGGAAGCAGAGUGCCAGUCGGCGAAGUAAAGCUUUGUUUCUAAUCGUCACCGGAGUACACAUAAACGGCCCCAAACUGAAGCUCCCGAACGUGAUCAGAAUGCGUCGUAACUGGCUUCUGCGCUGCAGCAUCCUGAUCAACGUGGCGGUGGUGCUGUACAUCGGCAGCCAUCUGCUGAUCGGCAGCGGCAACUUUGCCCUCGGCCCGGCCUACAUCAUAUCGGAUGAGGUGCUGAAGCAGCAACCAGCGGACCAGUACAAACAGUAUCUGCCCGCCCAGCAGCAACGGUUGCUCGAGGCGGAACAGGCACUGUUUGAGCAGCAGCAGCAGCAGCAGACGCUACAAUCAGCCCAACAAGGACACAGUAGUUUAGUGUUAAAAAUUCAAGAAAAUGGGAUCGGUGUGCAGGAAGUGGUCCAGCAGACGCAACAGCAGCGACAGUCGGUACCGAACGGUGCCGGUACCCAGCAGCAGGACCAGCAGCAGCUGAUGCUGGAAGCACGAGAUGUAGAUAACAGUAAUCUUAAUGUAGACGAUAGUCGUUUCGAUGUGCCAACGGAGAAAAGCACCGUCCGGAAGAUGGUCGGUGCCGAUGUGCUUUACCAGGACGGGCAGCAAUCGGCGGGCGGUGGUGGCCCUGGCGGCGGCGGUGGUGGUGGUGGUGGUGCGACCGGGGUGCUCAACGGUAGCGAUAUCUUUUCCACCACCGCAUCCAUGGAUGUCGAGGCGAAGCUAAGAUCGCUGCUCAACUGCCACGACCGUGACUACGAGCCAUACAUCGGACAGCGGGGAGACUUUUGGGUGUUGCGGAACUACAUCCGGGCGGAACACGGUGACCUGCGGUGUCACGAAACAAUCACCUAUACAACGCACGCCGACUACACAUUUCUGGACAAUUUAGUACCACUGCUGGAAAGGUGGAACGCUCCAGUUAGCCUUGCGCUUCACGCACCCGGCACGGAUUUUGUGCCCACGAUCAAUUCAAUAAAGUAUCUAAGAGACUGCGUACCAGAGAGUCAUUUAGUCCGACAGUUUGUCACAUUUCAUAUUUAUUUUAGUAGUAAACAUAUUCCAAAACUUGUUCCUAAACACAAUCAAGUAUUAGACACACCGUACAACUGUUCGCUGGCGAUACCGUACUUCAAUGUGUCGGCGGCGCAGCUUUACAAGACGCAGAAGAAGCUCCUGUAUCCGGUGAACGUCGGCCGGAACAUUGCGCGCGAUGCCGCAAUGACCCAUUUCCUUCUAGCUAGCGAUAUUGAAUUGUAUCCCAACCCGGGGCUAGUGCAUAAGUUUCUCGAAAUGAUCGCACGGAACGAACCGGUGCUGCAGCGCAAGAAUCCAAGAGUCUUUCCUCUGCCGAUAUUUGAAGUAGAUAAUAAUUCACCGGUGCCACGUGAUAAAGCGGAACUGCAGGAGCUGUUGCGCACGGGCAAAGCGAUCCCGUUCCACAAGCGCGUCUGCUCCAGCUGCCAUGGUGUACCGAAGUCCAAGGAGUGGAUCGCCGCCAACGAAACCGACGAUUUGGGCGUGUUUCACAUUGGCAAACGAAUCGGUUACUUUGUGCACUGGGAACCGAUCUACAUUGGAACGCAUGCCGAUCCGCACUACGACGAGCGGUUAAGCUGGGAGGGGAAGAGUGAUAAAAUGACGCAGGGUUAUGCACUGUGCGUCCUCGACUACGACUUCCACAUACUGGACAACGGGUUCCUGGUGCACAAGCCGGGCAUCAAGGUCCUGAAGAAGGACCCGAAGCGUGCGAUGCUGGCCGCCAAAACGAACCAGCUGAUCAAGAAGAUCAUCUACCCGGAGCUGCAGGUCAUGUACGGAACGCGCAAGGGCUGUGCUGUAUAGUUGAAGGGGAAACAACAUUAGUAUAAGGCCAACGAUCCCGCUGGCAGCGAUAGUACUAAUGGUGGCGGUAGUAAUGGUGCUAGUGGUGGUGUACGUGGUGGUGGUGGUAAUACUAGGGGUAUUAUUGGUAGACGCUCGCGGACCAUGAUCUCAUCGUCCUUUGGCUCGGCGGCCGGAUGGUCCGCCCUGACGCUAAUGUCCGGUGCCCCGGCCGGGCCACACCGGGCCCACGUUGGCAACCGGCGCAAGGUCGGCAAACCGAAGGGUUACAUCCGCCGACGAAGACGACGCCGAUGAGCGCACGGUCCAUGAGGUUUGCCGCGGUCCCAGCUUCUUGCUGGGACGGGCAUCGAUGUCUACAGGGAAUAAGAAAUCAUAUUUUGCAUAAGUCUUGUGUAGGUGUGCUUCGUUUACGCAACAGCACAAUGGAAACGAUCGGGUUAAGAUGUUUGUAUUAAGAUAGCGAUGUCCAAAACGCGAUCCGGACCACUGCACGCGGAUUGCGGGAACGAAUCGUUUCCUGGAUAGUGAUAUUACCUGAGGACACUUUAGUUACGGUCUCUAGUACGAUAAGGAUGGCCAGGGCUGGAUCGCCUAGUGUGAUAACGUAAGCGAAGAUCUGUCAGAGUCUGUAAGAUGGAGGUCGAUUUUAGCACAUAAUGUCCACUGCACGAGCCGACUGCUCGAAAGAAGGAGAAGGAGGAAGAGGAGUGGUGCAUGAAAGCCACAGACACACGAUAGUAGCACCCUGCUAGAUGCAUAGUCAUUCGGUUCGAUGGUUCAAUGUUUCGAUGUGUGGAUAAGAGCUCGAUAGUGUACUAUUGAUGCAGAGUUUGGCCCGAGAAAGCUAGGUUAUACAAUUGGCAUCAGUUAUGAUUUUAUGACGAAACUUUACACAAACCAAAACUUUUCUUCCUAACGCCCAUUUUUAUCGGAACCUCUCUAUCCCCCUUUCCCUUGCAGCUCAGCUGUCAUACCCACAUCCUUCAAACUAUUCCCGAUUUUAGUUCUUACAAAACGGUAGUAAUCUUAAAGCGCAAAGCAAAGGUAUCAUCCAUUAUGCACAUUGUAUCAUAACGACAGCAACUAACUUGGUAGAUAUUUUACAAAAAAAACGGCACAUUUUGUGUGUAAGAAACGAACAAGCGAAAAAAAAGAGAUCAUCAAAUGUUAACAGCAGGAGCAAAGCAAACAAAACAGAAUUAGUCGAACCAAGCGAAGAACUGAUCAAAGAAAGGAAGCGAAAGAGAAGUUGAAGUUUCGAAUUUUUACGCUGACAAGCGAGCCUGGCCGUAUCUCGAAAGUAAAGGAAAGGAUCUUCAGUGGAAUCCGCAAUUUGGAGCAAGGCCGAGCGAUGUUUAACCGAAUCGCGGCAAAACAAAAAGACAUGUGAGUAACAAUAAUUUUACCCCCGGAAAACAAAAAGAAAGCUAAAAAAAGGAAACAGAAAAAAACAUGAAAACAUGUAAAAAGGAUUAGGAUGCUUUGUUUCCAAAACGGCAAAAUGGUUUUUGAAACCAAAAUGAUUUAACGUUUUUCACGCAAUUUGUUCCAGUGUUUUGUUACACUGCUUUGAGCGUCUUUGUCUUGCUAGUUGUGCACCCGUUAAUGCACUUUUAUCUGCUUUUUGUUAUCCUUUUACUUCAUGUUUUUGUUUAACUUUUCCUAUCAAUUAUAGAGGCUUUUUUAUGCUGUUUACUCAAUUUUCGUAUACAGUAGUGAUGGGCGAGUCGAGUCGAACCUACCGGGUCGUAACCUUCCGCAAGCGAUCCGAAUCGUUCUCUGCUACACCUACGGGUCAACGCGAACUCGUUGCACCCGGUGGUCGAACUCGCUUCCCAUUGAAACGAACUCGACUCCGGAUGGAUCCGUCGUAAAAGAGUCGUACGGCCCAUCAUCAGUAUACAGGCAAUGCAAUUUCUGUUUUCGCGCUUAAAGCAAAUAUGCAAAACAAAAACAAAAAUAGUUACAUAUCGAAACAUUUUAAACAGUAGUGUGAUAAACUAGCUUAUUACUCUACCAAGUCACGCGAACAACAAAACAUACAACACGAAUCCCCUCUAUACCGUAUACUUCUUCCUCGUCUCCUAAUUAGCAUUAACGUAGGGCGGUUUCCCUUUGCUAGUUUCCUAUUUUACGCAUUAGUAUGCGAAAUUAAUUUAACCACACAAAGAAGAAGAAAAAAACGAACAAACUAAACGUUACAAACCGCAGGACGACCGUUGAAAUCGGGUAGCUCCCGGUCACCCAGUAAAUCUCAGCCAAUCUCUCGGUAGUGUGUUUCCUUUUACGUCUCCAUAGUAAGUGCCUUAUUCGUAUGAAGAACAAGACGAACGAACAAAGAAAAAAAAUACGAUUGCUAAACACAGCGCAUAAAACACGCAAAAAACACAAUUCUUAAGUAAUGAGAAAAGAAAUCAAAUGCCGUAAAAGGGAUAAAAAAAUUAUUGAAAAUAAUUGGAGAAUUUGGGACAAAAAUCAGAAGCAAAAAAUUCUCAACACAUUGAGGCGAGAACAGAAAGAGUUGAACCAAAACACAUGAAAGCUUACACUAUUACUCCACUCAACGAAAUAGAGGGAAACUCAUACACCUGAAACACAUUACACACGCACACGGAAGUUUCUUGCAUGAUACACUCACACACUCAUACACUCAUACACUCAACUAAAGGAUAUUUUAAUCGAUCAAAAGCAUUGGGUUGUAUAUCGUUCCAAUCAAUUUCUACACUCUCUAUCACUGUUUCUCUCUAUUCUCUCUCGUUCGCGCAUUACGUUAACCCUUUUGUAUAUAUACAUUUGCUAGCACUUUAGCUGCUAGGUUAAGUUAAUCAUUAUCACGAGAGAGAAAAAAAAAUCCUCCAUUUGCAAACUAAGCUCGAAGUUAGUUAGGUAGGCCCGUUCCACUAGUUUCCCCCAUUGCCUAGCGUAGGAAGGGGACGAAAUUCAAAUUAAUCGUGUCUAUUAAUUUUCAUUCCUUCUCGUGGUUUCCUUCCUUUGAACAAAGUGAGUGGGAUAGCUUGAAGGAGAGGGAGAAAACAGAGCUUUUGGGAGUGAGAGUCACUGGCGGCAAUUCUGUGUAAAAAAAUAUAUUUCAGAAUUAUGAACGAAACGUAUGAAGAAACGAAAGGAGAACAAUCAGAAAGGCACUAGAAAGAGCACAAAAGAUCGGUCUCCUUCUUCCGAAGGCAGUUUAUAUUAGUAUUGGUGAUGCGACUCUUAUCACGGGUCCACUCGGAGUCGAGGACGUCCCUGUAAGAAACGAGUUCGACCGGUGGGUACGGAUAGACCACUAGGUGGAACGAGGUUCGGGUCAAUCGUUCCCAACUCGUCCCAGUCCAAGGGUAGAUCCGUACCUAUGGGUCGAACUCUUAUAUACUUAGCUGCACCCACAGAUCUACCCGAAUUCGUUGGAAUUGGCAAUACGAACCUACUCGGUAGGUUCGAAUUGACCCGACCAUCACUAGUUUAUAUGUCUACUUCACUGAAGUUCACUGUCAGUCGAUGGACCCCGUGACGCAAAUUCGCUUCAAACGUAGUUUUUUGCCGCCCAGUGAUCCCACUCUCCUUGUUGUUCGCCCCAACAAGAAGGAACAAAUGAUUGUACAUAGGAAUUUUUUUUCAGUUAUCGGCCAACUAGUAUUUUCUCUUCGUUUUUUUUCGUUCCCUGAUUUGCAUUGCGUAAAGUAAGGAGAAACCGUACGCCCAAAAAAAACCCCGGCGAUAAUUACUAAAGUAACUAAUUGUGUACACACAGGGUACAGGAUACAUGAUAACGAAGUGGAAGGAACGAAAUCAACCAGAAAUGGAUAGGCUGGAUAAUAAGGGAGGAUGGAGCAGACAGUUCUCGGGAGUAAUAAAUGUAUUUCCAUAGAAGUGUUCCUUUUUUUAAAAAGAA